AUGUCGUCAGAUACGGAGUCGUCGUCCAAGUCUCUUUGCUCGGAGCAAGAUACCCCCAUGGAUACAUUGGUAGCAUACGGCCCUAGUGAGGGGAUGCCAUCGCGGAAAAAGAGGAAACUGUAUAAGGAGCUGGUUCUACAUAUCCUACAGAACGCUCCAAAACUCCCCAGCAAGUCGGAGUUCGAACGCCAGUUCCCACAAUCACUAAGAUUCGAUAGAGAUGUCGUCAUGGCAUUCUGCAAUCGCCCAGAUUUCCCCGAACUUUACACCGAACGACACUUGUUCGUGCCGACAUGCCUGACGCAGGACAAAGAUAUAAUGUUGGCUUACUGUUCCAAGAUUCCCCGCUCACUUCAGGAAUGCUCAGAGGAAUUAUGUGAUGAUGAGGAUGCAGUUAUCGCAGCGAUUUCGUUGAAUGGACUCGAACUGCAAUACGCUUCCUUGCGCUUACAGCACACCAAGGAAAUCGCGUGUCUAGCGUGCCAAGUCAACGCACUUGCUUUGGGAAUUUUACCGCCUGGGCCGACCAGAGAUAGUAUUGUGUCAGAUCGAAACUUCAUGCUCAACCUUGUUCGAAAGAACCGCGGAGGUCGUAUGAUGCAAUUUGUACCAGAACCUCUAAAUCGUGAUUGCGAACUGAUAAUGGAAGCUUUACAAAAUGGGAUGAAGCUGCGCUCUUGUCCGAUGGACUUCCAAAGUGACAAAGCUUUCUUGCUGAAAGCGUUCACCAAGAAUUCCUUGCUGUAUUUGGAGCUGAAUUCUAAGCUUUGGACCGACCUCGACUUGGCCUUUGCAGCCGUCGUAUCACUCAAUUCUAGACCACUGGUCCUUGCUAAAGCUUUGGAGCGCGUACCUUCUCUGCUCUUGGAGCGGGAUAUCGUCGUCACUGUGGUGGACAGAGGUGAUGAGGAGUUAAUAAGGAAUUAUUUUUCAAAACCAGAUUUUGCCGCAUGGCUAAAUGAUAAGGACCUCAUGCUCCGAGCAGUCAAGCAGCAUCCAAUGCUCUACGACGUCGUCACUGAGCCCCUGCAGUACGAUGAAGAUAUUAUAGUUGCGGCGAUCACUCCAGGAACAGCAUUGACUCUAAUCGAAAAAAUGAGUGCGGAGUUUCUUAAACAGCAUGUCUCGAUACCCGUGAAGGCAUUGGAAGUUUCUCGCCCAGCAGCGCUACGAUUCUUGCGACGUUGCAUACCGGAAGAAGUGUGGCGACAUCGAGAUAUGGCGAUUGCCUGGAUUAGGCGUGGAUUUCCGCUGCUGGAUCACUUCGAAUAUUUACUGAAAGACGAAAAUGUUUCAUUGGAAAUUGCGGAACACAAUUGGCCCGAGUUCUUUCGGGUUGGGGUAAGCUUUCGCAGCAAUCGAGAAUUCAUGCGAAGGGCGCUUGAUUUGGACGGACGGGUCCUGCAAUGGGCUGCGCCAGCGAUACAGAAUGAUUUUGAGUUCCUUACUAGAGCAUUGGCUUCGCAUCCGGGGGCGCUAGAGCCGUCUAAACUUUGUGACAGAAAGCUAGAACUCAACUUGUAUGUGAAGAAAAAGCUUGAUCUGCACCACGUAUUUCUCCACGAUUUUUUGCGAGGUAUUGCCAUUGCGACUCCACAUGUGGCACCCUUGCGACGAUCGCACCUGUCUAUGCUAAAUAUAGGAGUCGAAACAUCCGAAGCCUUUAAGUGGCUUAUUGCCAAGUAUUUGGGUGUCCCAAUAGGAGAGGAGUUGAGUCUAUUGCGUAAAGCUUUGCGGCACAUGGAGGUAGCAGGGAAGACAAGUCCUGGAAGAGGUCUCCACGGAAGAAUGAGUUAUAGGAGGCAAAUGCUUUGGCGACAAGUCCUUGGACCUGACGAAUUCCGGCAGCACAUCCAGCUUGCGGCCAUGAAUAAUCGAAAUAUUGAUUUUGAGGAGGAUAUUGGCAUUGCCCUAUAA
This is a messenger RNA of Phaeodactylum tricornutum CCAP 1055/1, 1917 nucleotides long. RefSeq lists its product with no specific name. The transcript has a single exon. NCBI's taxonomy places the organism in Eukaryota, Bacillariophyta, Bacillariophyceae, Surirellales, Neidiaceae. Bases 1 to 1917 code for a protein of 638 amino acids. The record is from RefSeq and is a predicted model, not a curated record.